This is a messenger RNA of Actinia tenebrosa (Australian red waratah sea anemone), 3286 nucleotides long. Its product is annotated as oxidation resistance protein 1. Gene Ontology annotation, biological process: response to oxidative stress. Gene Ontology annotation, cellular component: nucleus. NCBI's taxonomy places the organism in Eukaryota, Metazoa, Cnidaria, Anthozoa, Actiniaria, Actiniidae. The record is from RefSeq and is a predicted model, not a curated record.
GCCAGAACUGAGUAGAUGGGAUGCGUUACCUCUUACAAUCCCUGUCGGUCUGAAAAACUGAACAAGACCGAAGCAGUUCGCCAAAACAUCACAGUACAUUUGAGUGAAACUUCUAAAAUGAUCAAUGACAGUUCGAUACCUUUGGUUUCGUUUCGGCGUUGUGGGACAGCACAUGAAGACGAUUCCAAAUCAAGAAAACCCACCGAGGAUGACAGUAAUGAUGGAGUGAAUAAUGAAGACGGAAGCUCAGAACUAAUUCCCUCGCAUCGUUCACAGCAAGAAAAAAGCUCACAGAGCUCAAGCUAUGGCCGCUUUUUAUCCUGGGGACUCGAGGGAGUUUCUUAUUUAGGAGGACAAUUAAAACAAAGGGUCGAAAGAAGUCUUCUUUGGGUUUCUCCUGAGACUGAUUUCCAAGUUGAAGACAAAAUCGCAAUCAACAUGAGGAGAACAAAUCAAAAGCCAGAGGGGGCUGUUGAAUAUUCGGUUGGUAGCAGUGAUACACUGGCCAAGAUAGCAUUAAGGUUUGAUACUACACCAUCAGAACUAACCAGAAUGAACAAAUUACCUUCCCGUAUGCUUUUUCCUGGGCAGGUAUUGUAUGUGCCUGAAAAGAAACCUGCAGAAGAGUCUAGUGUGGAAAAUAAUCAUGCUCAUCCAAAGGAAACUAAGAAACCAUUGAUAAGAGAUCAUCACUCUUCUACCCAAGGACACCAUGAACAAAUCAAACUUACCAAGAAAGUAUCCUUACUAAGUGACGAUGAAGAAGAGAUAACGGAGUCAUUCCUGAAGAUAAAGGCCAAAUAUAUUACCGAUGGACAGGGUGUGGUAAAUGGAGUAAUGCUAGUCACUCCUCAGUCUGUUAUCUUUAAUCCUAAUGUCUCAGAACCCUUGGUAAUGGACAGAGGUAGAGAUAGAUAUAGCAUCAAGACACCAAUGUCUGCUGUUUCCAGCGCUGCUCUUUUCAAAGACAUUGCAGCCAUGGCUGUGCAUGAUCCUCUAAAAGCAGGAAGGUUUUAUCUCGAUGAUGAAACAAUAGAGUCAGUCUCUCACCAGAACAGUGCAGAAAUGGACCUGACCAACACAAGCAGUCCACUUAACAAACCUACAAAGCUACAUAGUAAUCUAGUACCGUCCAAAAAUGGGGAUAAGAAAAAACUUAAUAAUAGCAAGACAACACAUGGGUUAAAUGAGCCUUUGCCACCUUCAAUACAAGAUAGAGGAGGAUUAAGUACUGCAACAGGAGAUAAUAAACAUGAUGUAGAUAAAGGCGGAAGUAAGACACUGGGAGAUGUACCAGAGGAAAUAAAACAAAUUGUACAAGAACUACUAAAUGAUUUGAUAUCAGAUGUUGUGGAUGGAGUUGUAAAUGAACAAAAAACUGAAUUUGUUGAAGGUUUUGCAAGCUCAAAACAUGAGCAUUCUGUUCUAGACAGUACAUCUCAYGUUGACAAAGACUGUAACUCACUGUCCCCUGCAUCGGAAGAUUCAGGGAUUUGUUCCCCCCAAAACAAAUGGAAUCAGUACCAGGGGACUAAAUCUGGCAGGGAUCAAGAUGAUUCAUGUAAAAAAGGACUUGAUGGUAAUGGGCCCAAUGAGGGCUUAGCUGCACAUUUGAAUAAGGGACACUUGGAAAAUUGUGAUCAUGACACAAGUCAUGAUAGUGUGAUAGACAGUGUAAGUACUGCAUCAUUGGCAUCUGAUGAUAACAAGCGCUCGUCAUCUUUUCUGUCAAGUUUGAGUGGUGAAGUGAAGUACUGGUUGGGUGUUGGCCACAGGAAUCAAGGGCUGAUCAUGUGUAUGGCUUCUUCAAGCAGUAUUGUCCAAACAUUAAUAGAACACUUAGUCUGAGUGAGGAAGAACCUGAAGAAGAUGAAGAACCUGUUGAGGAUGAGGAAGAAGAGGCUGUUCAGUUUGUGGAUGGCUUUUAUUCCUGUACCCCUCCCAAAGCAAAGGUCCUAGUGCCUUUCUCUAAAAUAGGCAAAGAGUUAAUAUUAGAUGUGUGCCAACCAAACAGUAACCUAGAGCAAGGAAGCGUCAAGUCGCCAGACAGCCUCUCUGAUGAUAUUGCUUUCUUGCCAGAGAUGUCUGAUGAUUCUCAGAUUCUAUCAAAAUCAUUGGUCAAGAAGUUAAACAAGAACCUUCCUUCUCGUCUAGUUGGACAUACAUGGACAUUGGUAUACAGUACCUUUCUCCAUGGCUUCAGUCUAAAGACUAUGUACAGGAACAUGGAAGAUUUUGAUACACCAAUGCUAAUAGUAGUACAAGAUGAUGAACACCAGAUAUUCGGCACUGUGACGUCUUGCCCAUUACGUAUUAGCGAAGGGUUUUACGGGACAGGACAGUCGUUCCUAUUCAAAUUUGAAGGUGAUGAGAUCAAGACUUUUCUUUGGAGAGGAGAUAACGACUUCUUCAUGAAAGGAUCAGUAGACUGUAUUGCAUUUGGAAGUGGAGGGGGUCAAUUCGGGCUAUGGUUGGACGAAGAUUUCUACCAUGGCAGUAGUCACUUCUCGGAAACAUAUCACAAUGAAACGCUUUCAAAAAAUGAAGACUUCUUAUGCAGUGCAGUGGAGGCAUGGGGGUUUAUAUGAUCACGUAAUGUGCGAGAUAUUGUCUGAUGUGGCUCAAAGAAUGACUGCAUUGGAAAAACCGGACUGGACUUACGUCAUGAUUGGAGAAAACCCGGACAAGACAUGAUGUGCAUGAAUCUAUCCCUAUCUUCCAGAUGAAAAAUGGACCUGACGCCGAAAGUCACGUGAUGUGCAAAGCAACAGGACACGUGACACAAGGCCAAUCCUAUUCUAAAAUCAAUAAAUCUAUAUAGUUUAUAAUCUCUGUAAGUGUUGAGCGAAACUGAAACCAUUUGAAAGUGGAUUUGAGAAUCCCAUGAUUAACGUUAUUUAAGAUUUGAUAGUUGAUACAGCAUAUAACCUUUAAGAUUUAUUAGGUUUCAAGGGGGCGAAGAAUCUAACUAUCACUUCCCUUGGUUUCACUACCGCUCCCUUCUCCAACCCCUGCAUUGGUGGUACAGUAUAUUAAGGCGGUUUCUUUAGACGAAUGUUCCGUAUAGUUUAACUGGCGACGUGUCGAUUAGUUAGAGGUUUAAAACUGAAAAAAACUCUUUGUUGUUGCCCUGCUGAAAAGGUCAACACAGAGGUACUUAGAUUCCUUAGAAGUAAAUUAAGAAAAGCUUAUAUAUUUUGUCAUAAAAAUGAUAUUUAGUGAAGUAGGUAUUCGAAGCUUCAAGUGGAUAAAAUAAUUAAAUAAUAAAUACCAAUGAGUUUUGCAA